Chlorocebus sabaeus (green monkey) is the source of this 1243-nucleotide messenger RNA. The record is from RefSeq and is a predicted model, not a curated record. Lineage: Eukaryota; Metazoa; Chordata; Mammalia; Primates; Cercopithecidae.
AUGCCUAGUGCCACUGAGUCAGCAAAGAUGCUCCCAGGCCCCUACGGCGCCAACAUGGAAGACAGCGUCUGCUGCCGUGAUUACGUCCGUUACCGUAUGCCCCUGCGUGUGGUGAAACACUUCUACUGGACCUCAGACUCCUGCCCGAGGCCUGGCGUGGUGUUGCUAACCUCCAGGGAUAAGGAGAUCUGUGCCGAUCCCAGAGUGCCCUGGGUGAAGAUGAUUCUCAAUAAGCUGAGCCAAUGAAGAGCCUACUCUGAUGACCAUGGCCUCGGCUCCUCCAGGAAGGCUCAGGAGCCCUACCUCCCUGCCAUUACAGCUGCUCCGGCCGGAAGCCUGUGCCAACUCUCUGCAUUCCCUGAUCUCCAUCCCUGUGGCUGUCACCCUUUGUCACCUCCGUGCUGUCACUCCCAUAUCCCCCUGACCCCUCUAACCCAUCCUCUGCCUCCCUGCAGCCAGAGUGUCCUGUUCCCAUCAGCGAUUCCCCUGCUCAAACCCUUCCAUGACUCCCCACUGCCCUAAGCUGAGUCAGGGCUCCCAAGCCUGGCAUGCAGCCUUCUGGAUCUGGGUUCCAUCUCUGUCUCCAGCCUGCCCACUUCCCUUCAUGCAUGUUGGGUUCUAGCUCCCUGUUCUCCAAACCCAUACCACACAUCCCACUUCUGGGGUCUUUGCCUGGGAUGUUGCCGACACCCAGAAAGUCCCACCACCUGCACAGGUGUAGCCCUACCAGCCCUCCAAGGCAUUGCUCGCCCAAGCAGCUGGUAAUUCCAUUUCAUGUAUUAGACGUCCCCUGGCCCUCUGUCCUCUCUUAAUAACCUUAGUCACAGUCUCCCCAGAUUCUUGGGAUUUGGGGGUUGUCUCCCCCACCUCCCCACUAGUUGGACCAAGGUUUAUAUCUAAGUUACUCUGGUCUCCCGGCCUCUAGCAUACAGCACUGCAGACAGGCCCCAGCUCAGAAUCAGAGCCCAGAAAGUGGCUGCAGACAAAAUCAAUAAAACUAAUGACCCUCCCCUCUCUCUGCCAAAAGGCAGUUAGAUAUCAAUACAGAGACUCAAGGUCACUAGAAAGGGGCCAGCUGGGUCAAUGUGAAGCCCCAAAUUUGCCCAGAUUCACCUUUCUUCCCCCACUCUCCCCCCCUUUUUUUUUUUGAGAUGAGAUGGAGUUUCGUUCUUGUCACCCAGGUUGGAGUGCAAUGGUGCGGUCUUGGCUCAUUGAAGCCUCCACCUCCUGGGCUCAAGUGAUU